Pristis pectinata (smalltooth sawfish) is the source of this 5160-nucleotide messenger RNA. RefSeq names its product potassium intermediate/small conductance calcium-activated channel, subfamily N, member 1a (gene kcnn1a). Gene Ontology annotation, molecular function: calmodulin binding; small conductance calcium-activated potassium channel activity. Gene Ontology annotation, cellular component: plasma membrane; neuronal cell body; neuron projection. Gene Ontology annotation, biological process: potassium ion transmembrane transport. The record is from RefSeq and is a predicted model, not a curated record. The coding region runs from base 33 to 1868 and encodes 611 amino acids. NCBI's taxonomy places the organism in Eukaryota, Metazoa, Chordata, Chondrichthyes, Rhinopristiformes, Pristidae. The transcript is spliced from 9 exons.
CCGGGCGCGCUGCGUGCGCAGCCGGUGGAGUCAUGGAGCGUGCGGGGGAUCGGGGCGCAGCGGGCCGGGCCGGGGAAGCGGGGCGCAGCCUCAGCACCAGCACCACUGCAACUGUCAACGACAGGAGCCAGGGGCUGCACAGGCACUGCUGGCACGGCAGCCAGAACCCGUCCGGAGAAUACCAGGUGAACACUAGUGAUUUCCAUCGCCUGCACCAUGCUGGAUCCAAAAACAGCUUCAGCGAGAGUAACCCUUUCACCGAGAUAGCCAUGACCAGCUGCAAGUAUAAUGGAGGGGUGGUGAGACCCCUCAGUAGCCUCGGCACCUCACACAGGAACCUCCAUGACCUGGACUCGGAGACGCAGCCUCUGCACACCAACUCCGGCUUGGAGGUGGUGGUCUCCAAACCUGACCAGAACAACAUCUCCAACGACAGCUUGGUGAAUGAGGGCAGAAAGUCGCCCAAGAAGUCUCAGAAUAUCGGGCAUAAACUAGGACAUCGAAGAGCCCUGUUUGAGAAAAGGAAGCGGCUCAGUGAUUACGCGCUGAUAUUUGGAAUGUUUGGGAUUGUUGUUAUGGUGACAGAGACAGAGUUGUCAUGGGGAGUUUACACUAAGGCGUCACUAUAUUCCCUCGCACUCAAAUGCCUUAUCAGCCUCUCCACUGUAAUAUUACUGGGUCUCAUUGUUGUCUAUCAUGCUCGUGAGAUUCAGCUCUUCAUGGUGGACAAUGGAGCCGAUGACUGGAGAAUAGCCAUGACGUACGAAAGGAUAUUCUUCAUCUGCUUAGAGCUGUUGGUGUGUGCAAUCCACCCGAUCCCUGGGCAGUACAUCUUCACAUGGACCGCACGCCUAGCCUUCAGCUACACAACGUCAAUGGCCAAUGCAGACGUGGACAUUAUACUUUCCAUCCCCAUGUUUCUAAGACUUUAUCUCAUUGCCAGAGUGAUGUUGCUUCACAGUAAACUAUUUACUGACGCCUCAUCCAGAAGUAUUGGAGCGCUCAACAAGAUAAACUUCAACACCCGCUUUGUCAUGAAGACUCUGAUGACGAUAUGCCCAGGGACUGUGCUCCUGGUCUUUAGUAUCUCCUCCUGGAUUAUUGCUGCCUGGACUGUACGCGUGUGUGAAAGAUACCACGAUAAACAGGAAGUCACCAGCAACUUUUUAGGAGCAAUGUGGCUAAUUUCAAUCACAUUUCUGUCGAUUGGAUAUGGAGACAUGGUGCCUCAUACAUACUGUGGGAAAGGAGUCUGUCUACUAACAGGCAUUAUGGGAGCUGGGUGUACAGCACUCGUGGUCGCAGUGGUUGCACGGAAACUAGAACUCACCAAAGCUGAGAAGCACGUGCACAACUUCAUGAUGGACACACAGCUAACAAAGCGGGUAAAAAACACUGCUGCCAACGUACUCAGGGAAACGUGGCUGAUUUACAAACACACCAAACUGGUAAAGAAGAUCGAUCACGCCAAAGUACGCAAACACCAACGGAAAUUUCUACAAGCCAUUCACCAAUUGAGAGGUGUUAAAAUGGAGCAGAGGAAGUUAAAUGACCAAGCGAACACACUGGUGGAUCUGGCCAAGACACAGAACGUGAUGUAUGACAUCCUGUCGGAGCUGCAGGAAAAGAACGAAGACUUGGAGAAGCGGAUUGUCACGCUGGAGACCAAACUGGACUCGCUGACUGCCAGCCUGCAGGCUUUGCCCGGACUGAUCACCCAGGCCAUUGGCCAGCAGCAGCGAGACUUCUUUGAGACUCAUUUGCACAGGUUUAAACCCGUCACUUACAGCUCGGAGAGGUCAUGGACGCCAACGCGGAGGCGUCGAUCGCCAUCGACAGCACCACAUACAUCUUCUGACAGCAGCUAGGAACUUUCAGAAGUAAAUGAUCUGAUCUCACUUGGCCAUUGUGUGGCUUCCAAUGUUAGCUUUUAUCUAUAAAGCCAUCUCUAUUUAUAAGUUUGGUUUUAGGACACCAGAGUGAUGCUGCGGAUUACCGUUAAUAUUUAAAAGGGUAAAGCAGCUCCCAAGGCUUGUGCCAAGGGGUUUGGGCCAGUAUAUAUAGGUUGAAGCCAUCUCCCUUAAGACCCUUCUUCCUCCUCUCUGAUCCUCCCUUCCCUCUCCUGCCCGCCAAUACACACAACGGUUUUGUCUGUCCAGCAAUGAGCAAUAUAAUCUACCAGCAAGGUUAUCCUUUGCUGUUCAUCCCAGUGCCAUCGUCCAGCCUUGUGCGAGACCUUUACUUUGAGGACCCUCGACUGUGAAUAACUGGGAUUGAUUAGAUGUGGAGUGUGGGAAGAUAGCAUUACUUUGGCAAGAUCCUAGUUUCCCUACUGGAAUCUAUCCCAUUUGCUGGACUCGAUAGGCUUUGGGAAGUACUUGCUUUGGGUGGGAGAUUGUCGCAUGGGCAGUUAGCCAUUGGUUUGUGAGUUCAGUGUUGUGUCAGGACGGCUCUGCUUGUCAAACUGUGGCCCCAGCACCUUGUGUUUGGACUUCCAUAGUAGUGAAUGGGUAAAAGUCCAUUCUAGAGUGGAGCAGAACCAAUGCAGGCCACCCUUGAUCUGUAGAUUGAGUUGAAAAGGACCUUAGCUGAAGGAGGAUCUGCAUACAUCUCAGCACUCCCUAAAUAUUAACCAGGGCUUCUUCUUUCAAUCAUGGACCAAUUGCCAGUGCCCACUGGAUGGAGAAGAGAUGUGAUGUCUCUCAGGCCAAGCCCAAAGAGCCAAUCCACACUGAGUUACAACACUGACAGGAAUUUUCAUUUACUUAACAGCUUUAACAAAACAAAAUACACAAAGGUGCUUCCCUGGGGCAUCAGGAAACAAUCUUUACAUUGACUCACAUAAGGAGAGAUAUGCAGAGCAAGUGACUAGCAGCUUGAUCAAAGAGAAGAAGAAUUGGGUCAAGAGGUUUGGGGAGGAAGUUCCAGAGCCCACAGUCUAGGCACGGCCACCAGCAGUGGAGAGGAUGAUCGAGUGGCCAGAAUUAGAGGAGCAUAGAGACCGCGAUGACUUAAAGGACUGGAAGAGGUCAUGAAGAUGAGGAGUGAGGGGAGGCUUUGGAGGGAUUGGAAAUCAAGGAUGAGGAUUUUCAGAUUGAAGUGUUGUUGGACCAGUAGCUAGCACAAGGGUGGUGGAUGAACAAGUUAGUGAGUACAAAUUAGUUACUACUUGGAGAGUUAGCAAGGGCUUGCCCACAUUUAGUGCACAGGGUGAAACUCAUCUUCAGCAGAUGACUUUCCAUCGUGUCCCUUGGUUUCAAAACAGAGACUGGUUACUUCUGGCUUUCCACUUUCAACAACUGAUUUCCUCACUGUAGUCUUGAGGAAGGAGAAACAGGAAAAAUAACCUGGUUGACAGAUACCGUCUGGAGUUCACAUAAUUGUUUGGUAAGUACUAAUACUUAUUGUUAAGUGCUGCUGGACUUUGUCCCUUUUUAAUAGACUGCAAUAUAUCAACAAGACCAAAGGAAUAGAGAACACAGAUGUCAUAACAACAACAGCAGACUCUUAGACAAUUUGGUAAUCUUGUGCUGGGAUUGCAGGUUAACCAAGACUUUGGUAUGUUCAAUGAUCAGGUAGAGUACAGGUUUAGAAGGAAUCUGCUUGUUGGUCAUCUCCUGGGAGCAGGAGUAAUAAUGUCAACAUGAACAAUGAUUUAUCCCAACUCACUGGUGGUUUUCAGAAGGCUUUGCCCAAAAGGUCUGGAAGGAUUUAAGGAAAAGAAAUGUGCACUAAAGUAGCAUUGGAAUCUAACUGUUAAAAGAAAAUCCUAUUCGGGAAAUUUUAGCCCAUGGGUCCAAGGGCUGUGAGAAAUUGGUUCAUUUUUACUGCAGCAAACUCCAAAUAUCAGUGACAAAAGAAGAAACAAGGAAGCAAGCAUCUGUUUGGGACUCAUCAUAUUCUUAAAAUAGCCAAUUCUUCCUCUAGAGUAGAUGUCCAUCACCCUUCAGCCAUCCAACCCUCACCAGCCCCCAUUCCUCAGCUAACCCAAUGAAAUGGCUGCCCAGCCUGCCCGCACAAAGCAAGGAAGUGAACAUUCUGCCAAUUGUUUCCACACCUUUCCCGCUUCUCUGUCCUACCCUUCCAUCAACUCCUCCCCUUCCAACCAAUCCAAUCUCACCAGCCCUCCCCUAACUUUCCCUAUUACUGGGACCACCUUAUUACCCAACAUCUCAUCCUCCCCACCCCCUCUUUCCCUCUUCCCUCACUUCAUCCUAUCCCAUACCUUCAUUCCUACUCUUUCCCCACCACCCUACCUCUCCAACGUCCCUCUCCCCGUCACGCCAGCUUCUCUCCCUAAUCCUCUUCAUUCCCCGUCUCCUACUCCAAUCAGUGCUACAGCCUCCAUUGAUACUGGCAUGAAGGUAUUCUGGCCCUGCUGUCAAUCAGUCCAUUGUGGACCGAUUAAAACUCAAAUUGGCAUGCAGCUGGGGUCAGAAGUAAACCAAUAGAAAAUUGCCUCCUACAAAAUGUCAAUGCUCAAUAAAGUCCCAAAUGUCUGACUAACUGGCUCAGUGUGUUUACUGCCUUACCCGAGAAUGUGUGUACUGGUAUAGAAGACUAAAACCCAAUGACAGUGACUUCCAUUGAUAAGUUUUACCAAAUCAAUUUAUUUUUUAAUAACUGGGUGCUUAUUUGAUUUAAGGGGGAAAAUAAAGCCCACACAAUGUUCCAGAAAAGAACCUGUGCCCAGAGACACAUACAUCACAUUAGUGAGGUCACUGGGAUCAGGUCAAUGCCAUCACCAUGCAAGGAGUAUAUUCUUAGCUCUAAUUUCUUUCAGUGAGAGUAAAGUGGGAAUGUGCAAUUUUAUUUUAAGGGAUUAAGAAACUGUAAUCACUUAAUAACUGCCACUUUUAUUUGUAUAGCAUUGCAAAUUAUCCCAUGAUAUUACAUCAAACAGCAUUUGACGUUGAGCUAUAUAUUAAGACAGAUGACCAAAAGCUUGGACAUGAGAGCUAGGUUUUAAGGAGUAUCUUAAAGAAGGAAAGAAAAGAAAUGUUCAGGGCUGGAAAUCCAGAGCUUAUAACCUCGGCACCUGAAGGUACGGCCGCCAGUGGGAGAGAGGUGGAAAUUGGGAAUAAUCGGACUUGUAGUUUUGGAAGAUGUUACUGAGAUGGGAAGGGAGGAUUUGAAUACAAGGAUGAGAAUUGUAAAGCA